CUCUCAUUCUCUCAUUCAUUAACGACCGCUCUUUGACCCUUCUUGGGUCUCCAUUUGCUCAAAAGGACUCCCUUCCCUCCCCACCCCCCAUUACCACCUUCUUGAUCCGCAGGAAGCAUUCGAACACGUUUUGCUAGAAUUGCCGUCGCGACCACCACCAUCGUUGUUGCUGCCGCCGCCGCCGCCGUCGCCGCUGCCAAGGUCAUCUAUCAUCGUCGUCUGAAAAUACCAUGAGCCACCAAAGAGUAAAGAUCACCACCACCAUCACCAACCCUGCCAUUCAAGGAACCCAAAGAUUCUUCCCUUGAGGAAAAAUUAAUUUAAUGACAAUAAUGCCAGCAAGGAGACCAUAAAGCAAAGUUUCAGACCAAAGCCACUUUCUCCACUCCCCCUUAUCUUCUUCACGCUCCUCCUCCCCAUCUCCUCCUCCUCCUCCUCCUCCUGCCCCUCCGCCACCGCCACCGGCAUCGCCCACCGUACCGACGGCGACAGAUUCUUGAAAACCCAUUUCUCCGAAUCACCUCUUUAGCUCGUAUAAACUCCCCCUGGAGCAAGAAUCCCGCUCUUGAUUUCUUUGAAUUGGGCAGAGAGAUCACGCGAGAGAGAGAGAGAGAGAGAGAGAGAGAGAGAGAGAAUCUUGAGCAGGCAUUCGCAGAUCCGGCAUUGUGACCCAUGAAGCAAAUCUCGCACCUGGACGACAUACCGUCGACGCCGGGCAAGUUCAAGAUGGACAAGUCCCCCUACAACCGCCUGAGGUGGCACUCCUCCCUCGCCAAGCUCACCUUCUGGUCCUUCAUCUUCCUCGCCCUGAUCUUCAUCUUCUUCUUCCGAUCCCCGUCCUCCUCCGCCCCGCAGUCCCUCUCCGACCCCUCCCGCCGCUACCUCCAGAACUACAGCUGGGGCGGCGCCGCCUGGGAGAAGCGGGUCCGCUCCUCCGCCCGCAUCCGCUCCCGCAACGGCAUGUCCGUGCUCGUCACCGGCGCCGCCGGCUUCGUCGGCACCCACGUCUCCGCCGCCCUCAAGCGCCGCGGCGACGGCGUCCUCGGGCUCGACAACUUCAACGACUACUACGAUCCGUCCCUCAAGCGCGCCCGCCAGGCGCUGCUAGAGCGGGCCGGCGUGUUCAUCGUGGAGGGCGACAUCAACGAUGAGGCCCUCUUGCGGAAAUUGUUUGAGGUAGUGGCCUUCACCCAUGUGAUGCAUUUGGCUGCUCAGGCUGGAGUGAGGUACGCGAUGGAGAAUCCUAGCUCUUACGUGCACAGCAACAUUGCUGGUCUUGUUAGCUUGCUUGAGGUCUGCAAGUCUGCCAAUCCACAGCCUGCAAUCGUUUGGGCAUCCUCUAGUUCUGUGUAUGGACUCAAUACCAAAGUGCCCUUUUCGGAGAAAGAUCGGACAGACCAACCCGCCAGCUUGUAUGCAGCCACGAAGAAGGCCGGCGAAGAAAUCGCGCACACUUAUAAUCAUAUCUACGGCCUAUCUUUGACGGGGUUGCGGUUCUUCACUGUUUAUGGCCCGUGGGGAAGGCCUGAUAUGGCCUACUUCUUUUUCACCAGAGACAUAUUGAAGGGAAAGUCUAUAUCGAUCUUCGAGGCCGCUAAUCAUGGCACGGUCGCGAGGGAUUUCACCUACAUCGAUGAUAUUGUGAGGGGUUGUUUAGCGGCUCUGGAUACUGCAGAGAAGAGCACGGGAAGCGGGGGGAAGAAGAAAGGGCCGGCACAAUUGAGGGUGUAUAAUCUGGGGAAUACUUCACCGGUUCCUGUUUCCGACCUCGUCAGCAUCUUGGAGAGGCUUCUGAAAUUGAAAGCCAAGAGGAACAUCCUGAGGUUGCCUCGGAAUGGAGACGUGCAAUAUACUCAUGCCAACAUCAGCUUGGCUCAGCGGGAGCUGGGAUAUAAGCCGACCACAGAUCUUCAGUCUGGUUUGAAGAAAUUUGUUCGAUGGUACCUCAGAUUUUAUGCCGAUGGCAAGAAGAGCGGUGUAUGACAUUCUUUUGGUUGCAAAAAUUAGCUUUCUCUAUAGAUGCUAUUGGUUAUGAUUCUUAUGGCCAAUUUCUAACAUUUAUGUGUUCAUUUCCACGAUUGUUGUCUGUGCCUAUAUAAUAGGGGUGCCCAUAUCAGGGGGGAAGUCUCGUCGCAGUAUGAAGUUUUAAGGUGUAAAUGGACAUUGUUUGCAGAGAUCCCCCCCUAGCUGUAUCAGAUAAAAUGAACCACCUUUCUUUUGAAUUCUUUUUAAUCAUUGGAGAAUGUAAUUCUUGUAGUUUUGGGUUGUAGAAUUAGUGAUUCAGAGAACAUAUGAGGAUCGCUGGACAUGUAUCCUUCCCAUGAAGUUUCAAUAAAAAUGAGGAGACAUUUUAAUAGGCUA
This is a messenger RNA of Eucalyptus grandis, 2361 nucleotides long. Its product is annotated as UDP-glucuronate 4-epimerase 3. The transcript has a single exon. Lineage: Eukaryota; Viridiplantae; Streptophyta; Magnoliopsida; Myrtales; Myrtaceae. The coding region runs from base 673 to 1983 and encodes 436 amino acids. The record is from RefSeq and is a predicted model, not a curated record.